This is a messenger RNA of Aspergillus pseudoviridinutans, 1254 nucleotides long. Its product is annotated as ankyrin repeat domain-containing protein. The coding region runs from base 1 to 1254 and encodes 417 amino acids. The transcript has 2 exons. Gene Ontology annotation, molecular function: protein binding. The record is from RefSeq and is a predicted model, not a curated record. Lineage: Eukaryota; Fungi; Ascomycota; Eurotiomycetes; Eurotiales; Aspergillaceae.
AUGCUCGUCGAAACCCCCACCGACCUCGACUAUGUUAAGACCGAAAAGACCUCUGCGACUGCUUUAAGCGUAUAUGGAGGAACGGAUAUACAGUCCGAAAUUCUUCUUGAUGAUCAAGAGGCAGCGUCUGCCUUAUGCUGGGCCGCGGGCAAUGGGCAUCUUGGUGUCAUGAGACUUCUAAUCUCUGUUGCCCGCGCGGAUAUCAAUGCUGUUCAUAAAGGAGUCACACCAUUGAACUGCGCAGCUAUUCGGGGCUCUUAUGUCGUUGCCCGCCACAUCUUGUCGUUGCCAGGGACAAACGCCAACGGGAACCCACAGGGCAUGUCUGCACUAUGGUAUGCGGCAGCGCACAACAGCUCUGAUGUUGCAGAGCUACUCCUUCGCCGAGACGACGUGGAAGUCAAUACACAGGAUGCGGGUGAGCAACAGACACCUCUAGCAAUUGCGGCUGCUCGGAACCACAUCCAGAUUGUCCGCCUUCUCCUUGCUGACAGCCGCACCGACGUGAGCGUCCCGGACGUCGACGGUCGGACGCCUUUACAUCGCGCCACAGAGGCCGGACAUGGAGAAGUUGCUCUGUUGCUGCUCUCAGAUGAUCGGAUUGACCCUACCUGCCGCGACCACCGUGGGCGCACCCCGCUUCAUUAUGCAGCAGCGGUUGGCCUCGAAGAGGUUGCGCGUUGCUUGCUGAGGAACUUCGAUGUCGACGUAAAUGCGACGGAUAAAUGGAUGUCCACGGCCCUUCACAACGCCGCCGGAGGCGGGCACCUAUCGAUAGUCAAUCUGUUGCUCUGUGCAGAUGCAGCGCAAGUUGACUUGAGAGACGAGUUCAAUCGCACGCCGCUAUGGCUGGCAUCCUACUACGGACGCAGAGAAGUAGUCCAGAGAUUGUUACUAGAGGACGUCGACGUGAAUGUGGCAGGUCCGAGCGGGUCAACACCUCUACACCAUGCUACCAAAGACGGAGACCUUGCAUUAACGGAACUGCUCCUCGAACGUCCGGGCCUGGAUCCCAACCGAACUGAUCCACGGGGCCGGACAGCCCUUUGGUUGGCAGCAGAGGUAGGUGAUGUGCAGAUGAUUAUAGCAUUCUUGCGCGACUGCCGGGUGGAAAUGGUAAACGACGACCGUGGUCAGGGGCCCGUACACAUUGCGAGGAUCCGAGGGCACACCUAUGCCGUCCGGCUCCUUGAAGCCAGGAUGCCUAGGGCAGGAGCCACAUUUCUUCCGGCUAUGGCUUCGCGCUCCAGUUAA